This is a messenger RNA of Dentiscutata heterogama, 348 nucleotides long. NCBI's taxonomy places the organism in Eukaryota, Fungi, Glomeromycota, Glomeromycetes, Diversisporales, Gigasporaceae. The record is from the annotation of a GenBank genome assembly.
AACUAUCUUGGUGUGGCGUUGCAAAGCGUACGUUCCUCAAUUUGGAAGGUAUUCAGUCACGAAAGGUUGCCUCUCCUCAAAAGUACUGCAAGUGCCACCGAAAUACUUUGGUGGAAGAAAAGUCUGCAAGUUAAUGAUUGCUAUCAUACUCUUUUUGAGCAGAAUAGCGAAGAGGUUUUUUGGAUCUCUAUCAUCGCAAAAUCUGCCUUCAGCAUAGUUGCUGUUCCGACUUUGACCAACCAUCACUGUGCUUUCACAUUGGCUAUGUGUGAUAUUUUAUUAAACCCUCAGUCUAAGUCUGUUAUGUGCAAGGAUAAAUUUAUGAAGCAUCAAAUGAGUCAAUACUUA